GGGUUCCAGCUUGGACUCGCCGCUUGGGCUCUGGCCGGCGGAGUGUUGCAGGCAAGUCGGAAUGGGGUUGUGCCUGCCCUGCCUGGGGGGAACUGCCGACCAAGUGGUGGAGACGCCGGACCCAGAAAUUAGAAGGCAGCAACUUGCAGAAGCAGCAGAAAAAAGACAAAUGGAGGCUGCAUCUCGUGGUAUUAAGAAUCUCUCUUCUGUGGAACAAAAAAAACGAAAACAAGAAGAAAUGGAGAAACGUCUUGAAUCUGGAAGCCAGGAACCAGACAAAGGCAAUCUAAGGUGGCAGGUUGGAUAAAAUACUGAGCUGCUUCAGAAUGAAGAAGGGUGAAGCUUUGUCCUGCCAAUAACUUGCCAGUUGCUGCAGAUGAAUUAAACUUGUUAAUUGUUUGGCUUUUGCUGGGUGCCUCUGAAGAUGCAGCAGUAUUUUGCCGUUGUAGCAGGGUAGCUGACAUACAUGCACUAAGGAUGAACACUUCACAAUACCCGCAAAGAUGCCCCAAACUGAUCACUUCCUGUUUGUGUUGCAUUAUUGUGUAACAUUGCAUGUCUAAAUGUACUGGAGGGGUGAAUUAUGGGAGUUACUUAGGUAAACUGUUGCCAUUUUCAUGCCUUUGUGGUCAUGGGGGAACAAUUCUAUUUUCCGAAAGUGCACCUUGUUAAACUUGUUGCCAUCUUACCCCAUGUUAUACUUGUAUGAAUCAAUUCAAUCCAGUGCACAAUCCUUGAAUCCCUCACACCUGACUAAAUGACUGAAACCAACAGGCUUGUUUUAAGAGUAAGAACUUCAGAAUCAAAGCUUUAGUGCCUUCUGCUGGUUAUACAUUUAACUGCUACAUUGCAAUGAGGUGAAAAAUUCCUAUUCUUGUGUCUUCGUUUUUACACACGUUAUGCCUUUCUGCAGGGUUUACAAAAAUACAGGCCAAAAUACUAGACUCUUAUUUUUUUAAAAAAUAAGUGAAAGAAUAUAGUGAAAGGUGUUCUGCUUUAUCACUUGGGUGUGAAGUUUGGGAGAAAAACUCAUGAAAGGACAGCUAUAUGAUUCUACUUCUUUAUGAUUAAAUUUCUUUAUAAAAAUUACUUUUUUAAUUCUUAAAAACUGGUUCGAGGACAUUAUUCUGCAGAUACAUCCAGUGUAAAAAUAUGUUUAUAACAUCAUUCAUAUUAACAUACUGGAGUAAAUAUAAACAGAUUAAGUACUUAUUCUCCCAUAUGAUCCGUUGCAGCUUAUCUGGAAGUGAUGCAAAAAGAAACAGUAGAUUUGUUGAACUUCUAAACUAAUAUAGGAAAUGUUCACACAUCUUGAAUUUUAAGCAAGGAGUAGUAUCGAUUUUUAUGAAAGAAAUGAAGGUGCAGUUUAUCUUGCUUUGUAUCAGAAAUAAAGAUAGUUGCUUCUUACUUAUUCCCAGUAUUAUAAAUAUUGUUUUUUGAAAAGAAAAUACUUCAGAAAUAUAUUUAAAAGUAAUGACAAGUGUUGUAUAUGUAGGUAUAUGAGAGAAUAAAAUGUGCAAAUGAA
Molecule: messenger RNA, 1525 nt
Organism: Thamnophis sirtalis
Lineage: Eukaryota; Metazoa; Chordata; Lepidosauria; Squamata; Natricidae
Gene: SVIP
Product: small VCP interacting protein
Biological process (GO): negative regulation of VCP-NPL4-UFD1 AAA ATPase complex assembly; negative regulation of ERAD pathway; positive regulation of autophagy
Cellular component (GO): endoplasmic reticulum membrane
Source: RefSeq, a predicted model, not a curated record